Molecule: messenger RNA, 852 nt
Organism: Mycena indigotica
Lineage: Eukaryota; Fungi; Basidiomycota; Agaricomycetes; Agaricales; Mycenaceae
Exons: 1
Coding region: 1-852 (283 amino acids)
Source: RefSeq, a predicted model, not a curated record
AUGACUUUCCCUCGCGUGUGUUUGUCUACAGCGUCUGGCCAGUUGGUCUUGCUUCCCGGGACCACUUCUCCUCUCCCAAACAGUGAUUUUUCGCUCGAGCUCGCCUGCGGCGCUAUUGGAGCCGCUCUUGUGCUCAGCGCUAUUACCACUACCAGCCUGUUCCCCUCCCACAACUCGUGUGUCGCCGCAAGCAAGCACCAUCAAGGGAAGUUCCUGCAACCGGCAUCCGCCAGCAGCAAACUCGCGGUUUGGAUAUGCCCAUUUUUUGUGGGAGCUCGCCUGCGGCGCCACGCAGUCCUUGAUUUCUCUGGUCGCAAGACUUGCAGUGACCCAAGCCUGUCCGCCUUCAACAACUUGGGCGUCACUCGCUCCAGGGGGUCUUCACCCGCGCCGUGCAAUGCUAUCGGCCCUACUUAUGCAAUCACGACUGUCAAUUCCUUCCCUUCAACCACUACGUUUUUCGCAAGAGCUCGCCUGCGGCGCCAUUGGAGCUCAAUACUGCCCACGAGCAACAGCCCGUCGCUGACCCCAACAUCUCGAUACCAUUUCCCCUCCCCCGAACAGCGAUUUUCGCUCGAGCUCGCCUGCAGCGCCGUUUUGCCCAAGCCGCGACUUGCCCAUAAUACCCUCCAAAGCUCGCCCCUGGACCCCCCAUUUUUCAGCGGGAGCUCGCCUGCGGCGCCGUUGCAGCCUAUCUCGCCGCGUGUUGCGCACAAUCUCUGUCGCCAACAUGGCCGUCGAAAGACUUGUGCUAGUGUGUGGUUACCUGCAGCGCUCAAUGCCAACUUGGAUCCUGCUGGACCCAAACUUUGUCACCAACACACAGAGCAGAAACGGCGAGCGACACUGUGA